ACCAAAUUCACCCCACCAAGCAACCCUAUUUUUUUUUUUCCCUUCUUCUUUCUCUUUCAUACAUAUUGUUGUUAGUAAGUACUAGUACAAUAUCAAUUACAUAUAUAUAUAUAAAUCAAAAUGGAUGGUACGUAUAUUUAUUUUUAAGGUCAUGAGUUAAGUUUAGUUUAGUUAGCCUAGACGUUUGCAUCAAUCGCUGGUAAUAAAAGGGUCUGUCCAAAAAUCCCCUCUUUCCCUAACGGAAAACACAUACACUCAUCUUCUCUUGUUUUCUUUCUUUUUUUUUUUUUUUCGUGUUUCUCCUCCCAUAUAUUCUUGUUGAUUUCUUCAUCAUUUUUUCCCUUUAUUAUCAACACCUUUUUCUUCUUUCACACCCCCCCUCCUUCUUUUAGCUAACAAAUUCACUUUGGCUUCAACUAAAUCAUUUUUGGGGGUUUGUUUUUUAGUUGGUUUUGGAUUGGUGAAUCUUGUAUUUUUAUGGAGUGAAAGUGAGGUGGGGUGUUGUUAUUGAUUUUGUUGUUUAACACAUAUAUAGAUCAUUUCAUAAAAGAGCUAGCAAGAGGAGAAAGAAAUAAUUCAAGAUCGAUCAUGUGUAGCAGAGGCCAUUGGAGGCCUUCUGAGGAUGAGAAGCUGCGAGAGUUGGUGGAAAAAUAUGGACCUCAUAACUGGAACGCCAUAGCUGAAAAGCUUCAAGGCAGAUCAGGUAAGAGUUGUAGGUUGAGAUGGUUUAAUCAGUUAGAUCCAAGGAUUAAUCGAAGUCCCUUCACCGAAGAGGAAGAAGAACGUCUCAUCGGUUUUCACAACAUCCAUGGAAACCGGUGGGCUAUUAUUGCAAGACAUUUUCCGGGUCGGACCGAUAACGCCGUCAAGAAUCACUGGCACGUUAUCAUGGCUAGAAGAUGCAGAGAAAGAUCAAAGAUGUUUGCUAGAAAAGCAGCAGCAAUAUCUCAUCAAUCAUCUUCAAGAAUAAACAAUAAUGAUCAUCAUCUUCAACAAAAACCCGAUUCUAGUUCCACAUUAUUGAAGCACUACAAUAAUAAUCAAGUAAUAACUACAAGUAAUGAGAAUACUUUUUAUUCUCAUCAAAGCCUUGAUCAAUGUCCUAUCAAAUUUGGCAGUUUCCCUCCAUACCUAAAGGUGUUAUUGUCACAAAAUCCUCAUCAUAUUCAUCAUAUGGAUGUUGAUGAAGGUUUAAAAGAUAGAAAUGCACCAAAGGAGUUUUAUGAUUUUCUACAAGUGAAUGCUGACUCUAACAGAAGUGAAGUGAUAGACAACAAUAACAAUAAUGCGAGAAAAGAUGAGGAGGAAGAGGUUGAACAAAUGUCAACGUUGGAGCAUUCUCGUCUUCACGAGGCAAAAACAAGUGAUGUGCCAUUUAUCGAUUUCUUAUCAAAGGGAGGUAAUUAGUUCAGAUUCUUCAAGUUAUAAAGAUCAACAAAUGAUCAUCAUGAAGAAGAUGAAGAUGUUACACAACAGCUAUGUUUCUAAUUUUUAUUUCUACUACCUAACUAGGUUAUAUUGUAGUUGUAGCAAACCAGCAUGCAUCGAUCCAUGCAUGCAUGCAAAAACCAGUUUACAGCUGACACAAAGAAGAAAGAGAAAUGAGAAAAAAUGUUAGAAAUUUAAUCAGCGAAAUUUGCUAAGAUAGUACUACCUAUCUCUCAAAAUUAUUGUUCAGUUUGAGAUUUCACUCUUAAUACAAUUUAAACUAGAAAUAAAAAUUCAAACUGGACAAUAAUUACGGGACGGAGGGAGUAUUAAUUAGUUUAAACCAAUAUGACUUUUGUUGUAUAAAGCAAGUGAAAUUGUAACUCCUGGAUUUCCAUUUGUUUCAUACUCAUCCAACAGUUUCAAUUCCAUUUGUAAAUUUAUUUGCUUGCACAUAUGCAUGGAUGGAUGAUUAUUGUUAAUUUUGGAGAACAAGUCG
Messenger RNA from Oldenlandia corymbosa var. corymbosa, 1927 nucleotides. NCBI's taxonomy places the organism in Eukaryota, Viridiplantae, Streptophyta, Magnoliopsida, Gentianales, Rubiaceae. The record is from the annotation of a GenBank genome assembly.